Molecule: messenger RNA, 1425 nt
Organism: Brassica napus (rape)
Lineage: Eukaryota; Viridiplantae; Streptophyta; Magnoliopsida; Brassicales; Brassicaceae
Product: disease resistance protein TAO1-like
Exons: 4
Coding region: 1-1425 (474 amino acids)
Biological process (GO): signal transduction; defense response
Molecular function (GO): ADP binding
Source: RefSeq, a predicted model, not a curated record
AUGUAUCCAGAUGUGUUUCUAAGUUUCAGAGGCCAAGACGUGCGUAGAAGUCUGGUUAGCCAUCUCUAUCGUGAGCUUUCUCAGAACGGCAUAAGAAGUUUUUUAGAAGAGGAGGAGGAGGAGAAGGAGAAGCAUAGAGAGAGGCAGGUUUCACCUUCCCUUCUCCGUGCAAUUUCAGAGUCAAAAUUGGCAGUGGUUGUCUUAUCUGAGUACUACGCUUCUUCAAGGUGGUGUUUGGAUGAACUGGACAAGAUAAUGGGUCAUGCUGGCAAGAAAUUGAUGGCGGCAGUGCCUGUCUUCUACGAGGUAGACUAUUGUGAUGUGAGAUAUCAGAGAGGCAGAUUCGGGGAGGAAUUUGAGAGACAUGGUCAAGAAGAGAAUCCAGAGACGUUGCAGAGGUGGAGAGACGCUUUGAUCAAUUUGACCAGCCAAACCGGCUUCUCCUCUCAUGAUUCGGAGGAUGACUCGAAGCUGGUUCGCGAAAUUACGCGUUACGUGUCUGGUUUGUUGUCUGAAUUUUGUCUCCUGAAAGAGUUUCUUCCGGGAGACAACAAGUCAACUGCAAAGAAAACUUCUUCAAGUCGAGUAGUCUCUAAUUCCGACCAGCUUAUGACUACCAUAUCUGGUUCAUUCACCAGACUUUGUCACCAGCUUUUCAAAGUCAUUGCUUUCUUGACACCUCAGGGAAUUGGCAAAACAAGUAUUCUGAGCAGUCUUUACCAGAAACUAACCCCAUUAUUUGAAGAUCAUUACUUGCUUAAGACUUCGAAGAACAUUCAUGAUCAAGGCCUCGUCAACCAUGCUUCCUCAUUAGGCUCAAGGAAAGAGCUUCCUUCUCCAAGAGGUCUUAAACGAAAAGCAUUACAGACGAGUUCUGACGUGGGCUCUGAUGAUGAAAGGACAAUGUUUUGGAACCAGAAGAGAGCUCUAGUCAUAGUUGAUAACGUUAAGACUAUCACACAAAUUAGAGGAGAUCAUGAAGGAUCUUGUGGAGUUGAACAUGUCUACGAAGUGGACUAUCUGAAAUACGAUGAAGCUCUUGAGCUCUUCAGCCAAUGUGCAUUCAAGAAACAGUAUCCACCUACAAAAUUUGAACAGCAAUCUGUCCGUGCUGUACAGCUAACCGGCUGUCUUCCUUUGGGCCUUAAGUUACUCGGCUCUUUUCUAUGUGGUAGAACCAAAGAGGAUUGGGAACGGGAACUGCAAAGUCUUGAAGCAAAACAAGGUAAAGCCAUUGUCGAACUAUUGAAGAAUAGCGCCAAAGGCGUACCACCUGGUCCAACCAAAGAGGACUGCGAACGUGAAGAGCGGAGGCUCAAAGCAAAAGAUAAAGCCAUUCUCGAACUAUUAAGAAAGGACUGGGAACGUGAAAUGCAGAGGCUCGGGAAAAAAGGGAAGAAGAGAAAGACAUUGUUUAACGAUUAA